CUGUCGUUUUGAGAGCUUGUGUGUUCAAACAUACUGACGAGAGAAGAGGGGGAGAAAGAGAUAGACCAUUAUUCUUACUACAGGAAGUGCAUAAUACUAGCAACAAAAUCAAACAUACUUCAGUUUCUUUAGUGUACUUGCCAGGAUUUCUCAUCAAUGCGAAUAGAUGGAAUAGACUGCAGCUAGCUGCACACGGCCCUUGUUUUCACAGGAGCAGCAUACCCGCAUUGACCUAACGUCAUUUAGAAUUCUACAUGAUUCCAGCUACUGGAACAUCCAAAACAUGUUUGUUAGAAUGGCCACAUUCCACUCGAUACAUGUGACAUGUUAAUAGCCUAACAAUCGUUGAAUUUACGCGUUUCUGCCCGGCUGCCAUGCUUUUAUCACAUGACAAAUAUCCCUGUAGGGCACUGAAAGGUAGUUGUCAUGGUGAUGAGGGGUAGAUCUGAUGCUUGCAGCUCGAGAUUCAAGUGAACGAUUUUUUUUUAGCAGCAACGACGGAACAGUUGACAAGAAUCCGAUUUUAGUUUACAGGCAGACCACCCACACAGCCUUACCAAAAUGCAGGAGAUGAGGAACGGGAUGAUGCACUUCCCACCACCUGUGAGCAGAGACCGGGUCAUAUCCAAGUUCCCAAAGUGUUAUACUCCACAGGCCUGUCUGCAGAUUAAGGUGGAUUGGGAUACCCAGGCCAAGGAUGCCUGCAAAGAAAGAACUGACAGGCAUCAGGGAUGGGACAGACUCAAGAUGUCCAAAGCAGUGGUUGUUGGUGACCUUAAUGUGGGCAAGACCUGCCUAAUAAACCGGUUCUGCAAAGAUGUAUUUGACAGAGACUACAAGGCUACCAUAGGAGUGGACUUUGAGAUUGAGAGGUUUGAGCUCUCAGGAGCUCCAUUCUCCCUUCAGAUCUGGGACACAGCUGGCCAGGAAAAAUUCAAAUGCAUUGCUUCAGCAUACUACAGAGGAGCUCAGGUGAUAAUCACAGUAUUUGACAUGGCAGACAUUAAGAGCUUGGAGCACUCAUGGCAGUGGUUAGAUGAGGCCAUGAGGGAGAAUGAACCUGGCUCCUGUUCUGUUUUCCUGGUCGGAACCAAGAGUGACCUACUUGCUCCAGAGGAGCGCCAGAGGACUGAGAGAGACGCCAUCAAGAUAGCAACUAAAAUGAAAGCUGAGUUUUGGUCUGUUUCGGCCAAGACAGGGGAGAACGUGCAGGGGUUCUUCUUCCGGGUGGCAUCUCUGGCCUUUGAAGACUCUGUACUGAAGGACAUGGAGAAAGGGAUCAUCUCCACUCGAAUAGGAGGAGGAGACAGCAUUAAGUCUGACAGAGCCAACCUGGAGGAGCCCCAGUCCAGAGCAGUGAAUACGAAUUGCUGCUGAGAAAAGAGAAGAGGACUUGAAGUAGGAGUCAAGAGAAGGAAGGAGAGUGAGAUGUGUAGAAAGAUAUUGAAAUAGGGGAUUUUAAAAGUGGAAAGAGCUGUGACUGGCAUGUGCCUCUUUUUCUCAGUCUUCACUGGUAUCAUUCAUACGUGGACACACACGUGUCUACAGCCUUUAUAAUCAUCAUUUUGUACUGCCAUUUUGGGAUGUAAUGUAUCAACUUCCUUGAUUUUAACCCGGUCGUCAAUGACCUUUAUUAUAUGCAUUGUAAAGUAUUUUAUGAAUUCAGUAUUUUGUUGAAUUUUGGAAAUUAGGGUGCAUUUCAGACUCAUUUGUAGAAGUGGUUUGAUAGUUUAUGUAAUAUACUGUAUUAUCAUUAUGUAUUGUGUAGCCCUAACAUUCUGCAGAUACAUUUACAAUAAUUUUAUUGCAUAUUUUUGUUAUUACUGCUAACCUCGUUCCUAGGCUGAAUUGUUUCUGCACAGAGACAGAGCUGGAUGGUGAUGACAUUACCCCUAAUCAAAAUAAAGUUUCAUAUUUUUGUAUGGGUCUUCAUGA
Oncorhynchus mykiss (rainbow trout) is the source of this 1935-nucleotide messenger RNA. It is a transcript of the gene rab36, whose product is annotated as RAB36, member RAS oncogene family. Gene Ontology annotation, molecular function: GTP binding; GTPase activity. The record is from RefSeq and is a predicted model, not a curated record. NCBI's taxonomy places the organism in Eukaryota, Metazoa, Chordata, Actinopteri, Salmoniformes, Salmonidae.